Messenger RNA from Trichoderma harzianum CBS 226.95, 3963 nucleotides. RefSeq lists its product as hypothetical. Gene Ontology annotation, biological process: early endosome to late endosome transport. The transcript is spliced from 3 exons. The coding region runs from base 1 to 3963 and encodes 1320 amino acids. The record is from RefSeq and is a predicted model, not a curated record. Lineage: Eukaryota; Fungi; Ascomycota; Sordariomycetes; Hypocreales; Hypocreaceae. Gene Ontology annotation, cellular component: transport vesicle; plasma membrane; early endosome. Gene Ontology annotation, molecular function: SNARE binding; phosphatidylinositol binding; guanyl-nucleotide exchange factor activity.
AUGCAACCACUAAACCCCUUUCUGUCCGCCUUCUUCAAGAGCCAGGUCGUUGCGCAGUGCACUCCCGUCCACCACCACAUCUUGCUGGUUCCCUUGACCGAUGUGCUUCUCACCCAUCGCGAGACGGAGAGCGGCGCCCCGGCCCAUGAGGUCGUCGCCUCGGAGGAGUUUCUAGCCAGCCAUGUGCUGCGCAUCGCCGGGCCUGACGGGCCUGUGGGCGCCAAGGACAGCACCCAGAACUUGCGCGAGGCGCGAGGCAAGGCUCGCCAGUUCAACACACUGAACGGGAGGAGCGUCAUUGUCAAGGACUCUUUCAUCUACAGUAACAAAGGGUUCAAGUCUCUUGCGCAGGCCCAGAUUCUCAACGACACCAUCUGGUACCCCGACGUCUUCGAACCUCGACAAUGGCUGGUAUACUUCAUCUCGAAGCCUCUUGUUGGAACGUGGGAAGAGAUCAGACUCGAGCCCGCGGUUCUCGUCUCCGGUACCAGGAGCCGCGCGGCUGCGGAGCAACAGCAGAAGAAGCAGACCAACGGCGACUCAGCCGACAAUGCCUUGCCGCGCAAGAAAGACAUUAGGAGCUUCCAUGAUCUUCUCAACCACUUUCCCAUGAUUGCUCGGCAAAUGCAACCCGGGCUAGAGAAACUCUUCAUCGAAUUCUCAACAGUCUUCCAGAAGCCGCUGCCACCCCCGCCGUCAGCCUCAUACAUUCCGGAUCCGAAGCCAGACGGUCCUGUUGCGACCGCAGCUAAAAGGGCGAGGGCAGACAGCCUGACGGUCAAGGGCGGCAAAGCCAAUCAUAAUAGCCUACCUGUUGUAGAAGACUUUUUCGUCGAGGAUGACGAGGAUAUUAUGCGCGCGGCCCUUGAGAGCGCUGUUACGGCUGCUAUUGAUAUCUUCCAAGGAGUGGAUAAGCAACAGCUGUCGCUACUAGGCGCUACAACAGAUCUAACAGGUCCCCUUGUGGAAAAGUUAAUUGAGCGUUACAUUGCCGAGAACGUCCAUGGCCUCCUUUUUGGCAAGCUCAGCGCCAUCAAGCGGCGAGAUGACUUGGAACUCGAAGCCAAGAUUCGGAAAAUGGAAUUCAUUGACAUCUCCCAAUUAGGAAUCGCCAUCGACGGGGGCAUGAAAGCCAAGCACGAUCUUGUUACACAGCUCAACCCUGCCGUCGAAGAAUUCAGAAAGAUUUCCACCGCUAUGAGCCCACAGGAAAUGCUGGAUUUGUUACUUUCGACCAUGAAGAUUGCCUCUCAGCUUACCGAUACCUCAAGACCUCUCGGCGGUGCUGCAGCAGACCUACCGUCAUCUGAAAAGGCCAUUAUGACUGUGAACGCCGACACCUUGGUCUCCCUGUUGUUGUACGUCGUGAUUCGAUCCCAGGCCAAAAACUUACAGGCUCGUCUUGCCUAUGUGAGGAAUUUCAUCUUUGUCGAGGAUGUAGAUAGUGGAGAGAUGGGAUACGCCUUGAGCACUUUCGAAGCUGUGCUAGCAUAUCUUUUCACAGAUUCGGCGGGCUUGCGCCGCGCCAGCAAGAAGAACAAGGCUCUGUGGGAUGCCGCCAAGGGGGCAGACCUGAAGGAGCUGAGGAACAUAAUGGAACCGAACCCUUGCGCAAUUAGCAAUGACGACGACAUCGAAGAUAGCGACAACGAUGUGGACGAUCGAACCCCUCCCAAGCCUGCGUUUAAGCUGGCGCAUGGUUCGUCGAGGCGAUCAUCGCUUGUGUUGAACUCCUCGGACCGAUUCUCUCACGGUACUGGGCUUGGCCACGUAUUCCCCUUUCAGAUUGCCAGCGGCGAUGGCGCAAACGAGUCAAUACUCGAUCUACCCCUCAAGAGAACCAAGAGAGUUGCUAUGGACACUAGGAGUUUGUCAAGUGCAUCCGAGUUCUCGUACCACUCAAUAGCAACCAUCGGCACCCUGGGAAGCGCGCUGGAAGGUGACAUCUCCGUGGAGAGGCUUGCUCAAACUAGCAGUGCCCUGGGUGAAUCCGUUCUGAUGAUGGCCGUGCAGAGUGGAAGCGUGGAAACGUUGGGCUAUCUCUUAUCCUUGUCCGGAUACUAUCCGUUUGACAUUGUGCUGAGAGACGUGAACAACGAAAACACCACGCUACUGAGCGCUGCCACUCAGCUAGGUAACCGAGAGCUGAUUAACUCAUUUCUUGACUACCUUCUCGACAAGUCUAAUCCAGGACAGUUGGGCCAAUACUUUUCAAUACAAGACAUUUGGGGCCGAAGUGUUGGACACUACCUGUUUAACGCGCCUUGGAUGAUUGGGGUCAUUGGCCCCCUGAUCCCCUGGCGCCAAAGAGACAAGAAUGGGCAGACGCCGCUUUUCGCAUUGUGUCGCUGCUACGAUCAUGUGGAGUACUAUACCAUGGUUGAGGAUGGCAUCAGGGCCGCGCAGCAAACACAGCUUGACGGGCAGCCGCUGCACGUGGAUGAGCAUAUAGAUGGAAAGGGAAACACUCUGCUGCACAUUAUGAAUGACCCGAGACUGGCGCUCAGAAUCUUGCAAUACUGUGACGUGGAUGUCAACGCGACGAACGAGAAGAAGUUUACAGCGCUCAUGGUUGCCAGCAAAUAUGGCCGAUAUGAUAUGGUCAGGGCUCUUUUUGCCGACCCUAGAGUGGACAUUGGGGCUAAAGAACUACGAGGUCUCACGGCCGUGGAGCUGGCCAAAGACGACGACGUCAGAAAUAGAAUUGACGACCUCGGUCUUUUCAGCAUGCCACCCGCAAGGGACGGGCGGAUAACGGGAGUCGUCAGAGCCUUUUUCGUCGAGGACAGCACAGUUAGGUUGGUGCUGAAGUCGGCAGCUCCAACAGAUCAUGACAGUUACACGGUUACUACGAGUCGCCGGUCUUUGACUGAUUUUGAGCAGUUGGCACGCUUGCUGGCCGAGGAGAACCCUGCGUCAUGGAUUCCCUCGAUAUCAGAUACCAGGUGGCCGUUCCAACUACCCUCGAGGCCGUCUCGCGCGGCGCUGCGAGAUAUCCAGAUACGAACGGACUGGUUCCUGAAAAUCAUGCUGAGCCAUCCCACGCUUUCUACUCACGAGAUGUUGUGGGAAUUCUUCCUCGUACCAGAACUGCAACUGGAGGCUAUGGAGCAGAGAACAAAACUCAAGACAGAAACAAGGGUAGAGAAGAUCCGCGAAGAGUACGAACCUAUGGAGGACGUACGAGAAGUGGAGCAAUUCGUCAACCACGCACGAGAGAUGGUCCGAAGCAUCAGCUACUCCACGAAGAGCGUGACGAGGCGUGCGAAUGCUGUUGGCCAAGUUGCUACAGAUUUCUACGAUGCAUCAGCGCUGCUUUAUCGAGCAGUAUUUACCAUUCAAUAUCUGCCCCCGCAGCACAUUGUAGGCAUGGAGGUGUUUGUUCGGGCCAUGGCGCCCGUUCAGCACAACCCACAAGCUGUGUUUCACACGACGCUUCUGGCGAUUCAAUCCACGGUGCAGGCACUACUCUCUUCGCUAGCUAGGCCGACAAACCUUAUUGGACAGAUCACGGCAGCCAAGAGGGAGGCAGACAGAAACGACAGCUCCGCGCUGCGACCUUCGCGAUGGCCACUGGGCUUGCUCGACGACUCUCGACAGCGACACCAAGAGGAGAAGGAGAAGCGAGCGCGCCAAUCACGGGAGCAGGCGUCACAACUCUCCAGGGAGCUUCGAUACACGCAACAGACAGUAGCCAGCGAAUUGGCUGGAUGGCAGGAGCUGCACGAUCAAAUGGGCCUCCGGGCCAUUCGCGAGUACGCCCGAAGCAUGGUGGUGCAAGAACGGGUAAGGCUCGAAGGCAUGAUGCGAGCGCUGCGGAUAGUACGACUGGGGAACUACCAACAAGGGGGGAUGAAUGCCAUGUCACAGCGACGACCCCCAUCGCCCCCAACGGAUCAGAAACAAGAAAGCGAGGACGGGGAUGAGGUGCCGACAGGAAACGAAACAAGAGGAGUGGAGUGA